Molecule: messenger RNA, 1515 nt
Organism: Diorhabda carinulata
Lineage: Eukaryota; Metazoa; Arthropoda; Insecta; Coleoptera; Chrysomelidae
Product: SAFB-like transcription modulator
Exons: 3
Coding region: 1-1515 (504 amino acids)
Biological process (GO): regulation of mRNA processing; regulation of transcription by RNA polymerase II
Cellular component (GO): nucleus
Molecular function (GO): RNA binding; sequence-specific DNA binding
Source: RefSeq, a predicted model, not a curated record
AUGAGGAAGAAACUGGUAGUGGUGGACGAAGAUUCUCAAAGUGACGAAAAUGACGUUAGUUAUCGAAAAUUCUCUAUUGAAAUCAUGCCACAUGAAGUUUUCAACCAGGAUUCAUCCAAAAAACAGGAAUGUUCGACCCAACAAGAAGUUGAUCUGUUCAAAUUAGAUACGGAAGAUGGCGAAAUUCGGGACAACGGUGAUGAUUUGAAAUUAUGUAUCGAUGGAAAUGUCGGUAAUACUGAGCAAACAAUAAAAUUAGAUGAGAAUAAAACUGAAGAAUCUAAAUCUGAACAAACUGAUAUCAAAAAAGUUAUUGCAAAUAAAAAUUUUAAAUCCAACGGAAUUUGGGUAUCCAACAUAACUCGUAGCAUAAAGGCAGCUGAUCUAAAAAAUCUCUUCAAUAAUUUAGGAAAAGUAGUAUCCGCAAAGAUUUUAACUAAUGGCAAAAGCUUAUACGGCUUUGUAUUGAUGGAGAAUUCAGAAGUAGCAUCGAAAUGCGCAUCAGAGUUCAACAACACCGUUUUUCACGAUAUCAAAUUAACUGUUUCUAAAAACAGACCUGAUAUUAUAGCAAAAACCCCAGAUUCCGGUAAGAAGAAAACUGAUAGAUCAAAAAGAUCGAAAGUUGAACAAUCAAUUGAGAACAAAAAAAAUGAGAAGGUUAGAAACAAAGCCGAUAAUAGAAAAGAUAAUAUGCAUAAAGAUCGAAAAGCAAAAAAAUCAUCAGAAAAAUCACCACCAGCAAGCGAAAUCAAUUAUGAAAAAAAAGUUAUUAUGCUUCGAUCGAAAAUAGAUUCUUUAUAUCAAUUGAACUGUAAGUUGGAAAGAAAAUUAGACAAUAUGCAACGUCUCUACAAUGCCGAAUCCAAAAAAUAUAGCAAACUAAAAACAGAAAUGAAAAAAAUUCAAGAUCAGAAUCGUGAAGAACGCAGACGUUUGAAUUUGGACAGAGAAAAUUUCGAAAAGAUGAAAAAAAUCGAACAAUCCAGAUUGGACCUCGAUAGAAUGACAUUGAAUAAAGAGUUAUCAGACACAAAGAAAUUAAAAGAUAACCUCAAGUACAAACUAGAUGAAAUCAGAUUCGAAAGAGCUUCAAAACGAACUAGAUCUCCGAGUCCAAGACGUCGAAGUCCUAUAGGAUUAAGAAAUGUCGAUACAUACAAAGAAAAGAAAUUCAAACGCGGCGAUAAUUACAACAGAGACAGAACUCCUUCUCCUCCGAAUCUUAGUUCCGAGAUAUCGAAGAGAUCUGGAAAUGUGAGUAGUGCGUCAAGUCGUCAAACAUAUUAUUCUGAUGGAACGAAAGCUCCUGCUGCAGUUUAUCCAUUCCGACAAGCCAACGUGUACGGGCAAAACCAUUGGGUAGGAGCACAUCCGAAGGAUCAAAGACGUAAUAACGUCAUACAAGGUAACAAUUUCCAUAAUUCGAGAUACAAUGGUCCUUCAGCAGCUCAUCCAUCAUCCUCGGUAGUCGUACCUCCUAGAGCUGGCAAUAUUUAUUAUCAGCAUUGGUAG